This is a messenger RNA of Labrus mixtus (cuckoo wrasse), 5306 nucleotides long. RefSeq names its product extracellular leucine-rich repeat and fibronectin type III domain containing 1a (gene elfn1a). Lineage: Eukaryota; Metazoa; Chordata; Actinopteri; Labriformes; Labridae. Gene Ontology annotation, cellular component: plasma membrane. Gene Ontology annotation, molecular function: protein binding. The transcript has 3 exons. The coding region runs from base 1081 to 3429 and encodes 782 amino acids. The record is from RefSeq and is a predicted model, not a curated record.
ACCGGCUAUCAUGCGUUUGUUUGCGCCUCAGCCGGAGGUGUUGCCAUAACCCUCCCGGCAUCCGUGAUGAUCCGCCACCAUUUAUAGCCUCGCAGUGACAAACAAUCUUAUUAUGAGAUUUAAACUUUGCCUCGGCUAGACUGGAGGAUCAACAUGCGCUCCUCUAGCAUUUCUUCCCCGCAGUUCUCCAAGUGAUACAUUACCUGCCUACAGCUUCCUACUUUAUACCCGCCUCCUCUGAUAGUGGUUAAACGCCGGUUUAGCUCUCAGUGUAAUAGAAAGCCCAAGCAGGGCUCUGGGUCUGUUCAGCAUACAUAAAGGCGAGCUCAGUGCUGAAUUUAAUCACUCAGCUCUUAAUGGAUCUUUGAGACUCUCCAUCGUCGCAGGCUGCUGCCCGUGUGCGUCUUCAGAGCGAAAGCAGAAAACUGGAUUCUUUUUCAUUUGUUUUUUGAUUUUUUUAAGUAGCUUAGCUGACAGUUAUAUGAAAUGUGUCUGUGAAGACGUCUCGUGUUCGUGGUGACAUACAGUAAAGCUGCCAGCUUUGUGUCGGGAAGAGGCUCGCGCUCCGAGAUCAUCCAGCAGAGUAAACAAAAGAGGAAUCCGUGAACACUUGCCCUGCAGAAGGACACCAGGGAUGGUCCCUCGCUGCGAGGACUUCAGCCUAGAUUACAGACGUAAGCGCAGGUUAUUCCUCCAUGCCAGGAAAGAGAUGAAUUAAGGAAGAGAGUGGCAGAAAUAAUAAGAUGAGACCAUUUAAUGAUGGUAACCUUUAAAGAAGAAAGCACAAGCCAAACUGGGGCGUUGAAAUCUCUUCUAAACUUCACCACCAGUAAACUGAAGGCAAACCUCAAUGAAAGAAACUGAGUGGAAGGUCAGAUACCCAACAUUUCUCUGAUUGGUAUGUGAGGACAAUAGCAUCCAUCAAUGAAGAGGAGACAAAUAAAAGGAUUGUUUCUGGCCUGGAGAACAGUCGAACAUCAAGCUGAUUUCCCAGAAGGGUCGUCUCAGUUGUCCUGAAACCACAGCAGAGUCCCUCUCCACUCAUUUUAUUUUUUGGCCCUUUCUCUCAGAGAAGCACCAAUGGCCUGCAGCUCAGGCAUGGUGAUGAGUGCCUUGUUUUGGUCUGUAGCCAUUGUAUAUUUGACUCAUAUUGGCAGAGUCAGUGGAGACUGCUGGCUAAUCGAGGGUGAAAAGGGCUUUGUUUGGCUUGCGAUUUGUAGCCAAAACCAACCACCAUAUGAGGCCAUCCCACAGCAUAUCAACAGCACCAUUGUUGACCUUCGUCUAAAUGAAAACAAGAUCAAAAGUAUACAUUAUUCCGCCCUAAGUCGCUUUGCCAACUUGACUUACCUGAACCUGACCAAGAAUGAAAUCUCCUACAUAGAGGAUGGGGCCUUUUCUGCUCAAUUUAAUCUACAAGUCCUUCAAAUGGGCUUCAACAAGUUGCGGAACCUGACAGAGGGGAUCCUCAGGGGUUUAGGAAAGCUGCAGUACCUCUACCUCCAGGCAAACCUUAUUGAGACUGUGACACCCAAUGCCUUUUGGGAAUGCCCAAACAUUGAGAACAUUGAUCUCUCCAUGAACCGAAUACAACAGUUAGAUGGGUCCACAUUUACCAGUUUGACCAAACUGACCACCUGUGAGUUAUACACAAACCCGUUCAACUGCUCAUGUGAGUUACUUGGUUUUGUCAAAUGGCUCUCAGUUUUCCCCAACAGGACCAAUGAGCGGAUGGUGUGUGACUCUCCGCCUGGUGUUUCUGGUUAUAGUUUACUCAGCCAGAAUCCUAACAAUCCGACAUACCGAAAUGCGCUCCACAUGCUCACCACUGUGUGUACUGAUGACUACGUGACACCGUUUAUUCCCCUACCCCCAGAGCCCACGACACCCCCACCGGACUCAACACUUUGUGGGCUGGAAGACUGUCCCUCAGGUACAGAACCAGAAGACCUUACCAUCAGUACAACCUACAAUGAUGUGGAAGUAUCCCCUAUGAUGAAAAUGAAGCAAGUAUCAAAUACAGGUGCCACCAUCACAGUUCAGAUUCCUUAUCCUUUCAAGAAGAUGUAUAUCCUGGUUUUGUACAACAAUAGCUUUUUCACAUUUAUUAAAAACCUGAAAGACAUAAAAGAGGACGUCGAACUCAAAAACCUUAAACCCCAAACUGAUUACACAUACUGUGUCGCUUCCGUGCGUAAUUCUCUUAGACACAACCACACUUGUCUGACAAUCACUACUGGACCUCGGAAUGGAAAAGAAAAUGCUGUGAACAAUGCAACCGCUACUCACUACAUCAUGACCAUUUUAGGCUGCCUCUUUAGCAUGGUCAUUUUCCUUGGUGUGGUCUACUACUGCUUGCGAAGGAAGCGUCAGCAAGAUGAAAAGCACAAAAAAUCGACUAGCCUGAAAAAAAAUAUAAUGGAACUUAAAUAUGGUCAAGAGCUGGAAGGUGGGACUAUUUCUAGAAUGUCUCAGAAGCAGCUGCUGGCCGGGGAGAGCAUGGCUCGUAUGCCAUACUUACCAACUGCUUCUGAGAUGGAGCAGUACAAAUUUCAAGAGAUAAAUGAUACACCUCAAAUGAUGAAAGGAAAUUAUAUGGAGGUGAGAAGUAUGGACCACCAUGAACGCAGGGAGUGUGACAUGGGUAUGCCUGGGAAUAGCCAAGGGUCGGUGGCAGAGAUCUCCACCAUUGCAAAAGAGGUUGAUAAAGUCAAUCAAAUCAUCAAUAACUGUAUAGAUGCUCUUAAGUCAGAAUCCACAUCUUUUCAGGGGGUCAAAUCUGGAGCAGUUUCCAACGCAGAGCCUCAGCUCGUUCUUAUAUCAGAACACCCACAGAGUAAAUCUGGCCUUCUAUCCCCAGGUUAUAAGGACAGCUACCAUCACUCCCUGCAGAGGCAUCGGACCUCUGACGCCUCCCCAAAGAGACCCAGCACUGCCACAGGAGGACCACGAAGCCCCAGGCCUUAUCGCUCUGAGUCUAAGUACAUAGAAAAAACCUCCCCGACAGGAGAGACCAUCCUUACUGUAACACCUGCCGCCGCCAUCCUGAGGGCAGAGGCAGACAAGAUUCGCCAGUACAGUGACCACCGGCACUCGUAUCCCGACGCUCAAAUAGAGGAACUUGAAGGACCUGACGGCCACAAGUCCUCCAUGCUGGAGCCUCUAACUCACUCCCGCUCCAGAGACUUAGCAUAUGCCCAUAUGUCUUCUCAUUACCAUAAUCUAAGCUACUCCUCCAGUCCUGAAUAUUACUGCAAACCUUCACACAGCAUUUGGGAGAAAUUCAAACUCCACCGUAAACGACACAAAGAUGACGAGUACAUGGCGGCGGGACAUGCGCUGCGUAAGAAAGUCCAGUUUGCAAAGGAUGAGGACCUCCAUGAUAUUCUAGACUACUGGAAAGGUGUCUCUGCCCAACAUAAAUCAUAACCUCUUUAGGUGUUUUUAAAAUGGACCACGCGUUGCAGAAAUUACACAAAAACCUCAUCUGACAUUUUCAUCAAUGGAUACUUCCACGUUAUAAUUAACAACUCACUAAAAGUGAAUCACAUUCUCUUUUGACUUUGACGAACAUGGGGUAAAGAUUCUUUAAAUUUGUCAUUUUAUGUAAAGCAUUCAUCUGGAAACUUUUAUCUAUUAAAAAGAAAAUAUAUUGCAAAUUAAUAAUAUAUAUGUUACAAUGGAUUAUAGGUUUUUGGGUAUCGCAUGGCCAAGUCCUGUGACAGUGGAUUUGCUGUUGUGUAAUAUGAAACUACAAUAUGAAGAUGUGUCUACUGAAACCUCACUCUUUUUUUCUGAGGAACUACCUGGACCCUUCAUUGAAAGAGAACUUUCGUUUCUAUCCUUCCUGCUUAUAUUUAAUUCAACUAAACUAUGUACAGAUAUGGGUUUCUAUAUUUGCAAUGUUUGCUGUGUAAAUGGAAAUGUAUUAGUAAGUGAAUCAGGUUUCAAUCAAGCAGAGCACUGUUCAUUUAAGAUAACUUGGUCCAACGUUUCAGAUUGUUUGUCAUUUUUACCUUCACUGCCUGUUUUUUUUAUUCUCUUUCUUUUGAAAGCUUUUACACGCAUUGACAGAGUACUACAGACAGAUUCUGUUUUAAUGUUCUCUUUAUUACACAACGCGGUAUUCAGUGGAUGGAAUCUCAUUGACUUUAUGCAGGUAGAAUGCAGUAUAACAUGCUGUAAUGAGGGUCUCAGUGAAGCAUACUUUUAUUUUUAGUACCAAAGUAGAAAAUGGUAAAAUGUUUACAAAAAUUCUGCAAUGUCUGAGAUUCAUCCAAACAUACAGCAGUAGGUCCUGGUCGACUAAUUUUCCUUUUUUUUUUUACUGUAUCGGUUACUCCUUCGAAAGUGAAAACAUGAAGGAAAUACAGCAUCCAUAUACCGGACAUGGUAUUGUAACCCUACAAUGAAUCACUUAUAUUUAAAGGUGAAGUCAGCUGUACUUUGUCGCCUGUUGUUAAGGUAAAGACAGCUGUUCUUCCCUACAGGAGGGCCCGAUGGAUGAAUGUAACAGAUACAUAUUCUGAUCUGUCUAUGGCAGCUUUCAUGUAAGGAACUAUUUAUUUAAUGCUAUUAACGACUGUGUCUUUUCCUUCGCUUCAAUAUAUUUGCUCCCAGUGUAUUAUAUUGCAUACUGUCUGAUCCGAUAAAUGCAGGAAAGUAGUUUGAUAUUUGGAUGGGCCUUGUUGCUUGCUGAGAGGUUUCAUUUGGUUUGUAACUGCAAGGCUGUUCAAUUCUUUUUGUAUAUUAUGAAAGCUACGUACCAUGACGAAUAUCAACAUGCUAGAGUAACAUUUGAGAAUGUGAAACUGAAUCCUCCGACUUACUGGCUGUGAAUUUGUAUAUCAUGAAUUUUUGGAGUAAAUAUAAAAACUUAACGCUUUUUCUUUAAAGGGUGUUCACAUAACUUAUUACAAAACAGGCUCAUGAUGAUUCAUUUCCUAUCGAUGAAUGAGCAAUAAAAAUGUAUUUAUACUCUCCUUCCAAGCUGAAGAGUUAUGCUGUUGUUACUGUGUAUGAAUUUAAAGCUUUUUACAAAAUUGUUAUUAUAACGAGAUAUCAUUUUCAGUUCCAAAUAAGGUAACAAGGAAGUAUUUCCAGGUCAUCUUUACAUUCCUGAUCUCAUAAUAAAGUUCAAUUGAGAUUUAUUGUAACAUUUCAUUUAAGAAAAAGCUGAGACUUGUAUGUACUGGUAUUAAUCCACUACUGUUACCAGAAUAAUAAGUGAAAUGCUGACUGCUUUAAUCCUCCAGACAGGUGCAAUGGAACCAUUGCAAAAGAAGAGAAAGAAAUACACUGGUUUA